UCUGAAUCCACUACAGGUAAAUAAUUAGUUCUGUUAACCACUUUAUGUACUGAAGUACUUUUUACAAUGCAUCAUGAUGUUAAUCAGCACAAUACUCGUGUCAUGAGACUUGAGGAUCAGAGUUUCUAAUUAUUAAACAGUUUUGGGUGAUCUUCGUACAGAAGUCCUGAUAUGAAACCUGACAUUAUGUCGCGAAAUUGUAUCGGAAAUCUAUCACCGAUUCAACGAAAACUUUUAACAAAACGAAGAUGUCAAUCUACAUUCAAACCACUCAGUGGAUUGAAUAAAAAUAUCCGAAAAAGAACAUACUUAAAAAGAUUAAAUGAUAAUAAUUCUUUAAAACCACAUCAAAUUGAAUGUGAACGAUUGAAGGAAAUUCUACCAACUGUUGCAAACUGUGAAAAUUUGGAUGAAGUGAAAAUUAUUCAAGAAGCAAUAAAGCAUAUAAACUAUUUAGAACAAGCAGUACUUCGACGAUUAAAUAUUAUCAAUGUAGAAACCUCAAUUGAAAACAGUAAUCUCCAUUCUUCCUCAUUGUCAUCAUCCUCCUUACUUCCAGCGUUCAUUUUUAAAUUAUUAUCUAGUCAGAAUAAUCCAUCACAAUCAAUACCAGAAGACAAUUUGCUUUUUCGUGCUAAUAGUUCUUAUCAUAACAGGCCUCAACUAAAUAAUAAUUACAUAACUGAUGAUAAUUUUUUAUCAAAAUCCUAUGAAUAUUUAAAUUCCAAUGGUAGUACACCAUAUCAGACAGAUGAUGAUAUUGAUCAACUGGGGUAA
Schistosoma bovis is the source of this 777-nucleotide messenger RNA. Lineage: Eukaryota; Metazoa; Platyhelminthes; Trematoda; Strigeidida; Schistosomatidae. The record is from the annotation of a GenBank genome assembly.